Messenger RNA from Aspergillus tubingensis, 5559 nucleotides. RefSeq names its product ankyrin repeat protein. Bases 1 to 5559 code for a protein of 1852 amino acids. Gene Ontology annotation, molecular function: protein binding. The transcript is spliced from 10 exons. The record is from RefSeq and is a predicted model, not a curated record. Lineage: Eukaryota; Fungi; Ascomycota; Eurotiomycetes; Eurotiales; Aspergillaceae.
AUGGAUUCGACUGCUAAAGGAAAGUCCUUUGCUCGACUGUGGGCACGGAAAUCAAAGGGAAAUCGUCCUCUAUCGUUUGAGCCAGAUAUUGUGGUUGUUCAUGACCUGGGAGGACCAGAGUUCGCCUGCGAGAAAGGGAGCGGAGAACUGGUGGCCUGGUUCGAGGAUGUUCUCAUUGCAGAUUACCCCGAUGCCCAUAUUCUCAGCUUUUCCCCCAUACCAGAUGCUUUUUCUGAAACCCUACUCACAGGCCGUGGUUUUCAGAUCCAGGCUUGGGAGCUGCUGAGCUCAAUCCAGCAGCAAAGAGAGGAGGAUCAUCGUACCGGAUCCGAAAUUAUAUUCCUUGCUUCGGGUAUAGGUCUUCUUGUUGUAGAGCAAGCGCUAGUGAUUGCCCACCACUACCAACGGUUCCAAUCGAUUAGCCGUGAAACGUCUCUCAUAGGCUUUCUGGAGGCCGAAGCAUUGAAAGAAACCGGAAAAUCGUGGGAAGAAGUCAGUCUACGCACAGCUGUUCGAUUGCACCAGCGUGCCUUCACUCUGCUUUCUGGGCGAUAUAAGACACUCACAUCUAAACAAACAAUAGCUUUUCGGACAGAGAAAGCGACCGAUGAGGUGCUAAGUGAGUGGCAAGUUCUCUCAAGCCAAAUCAGGCGUUUAGCACUGCCCUUUUUAGAAGGUUCCCAACAAUCGUUGCACGCCGUGUACGGCCGAGAUGCCCGCAACCUAAUCCUUUCCAAAUUUGCUCCCUCGCAUGUUCGUGGACUGAUGCCAUAUACGGCUUGCUCCCAAGCCCAUGAUCUCCUAUAUUCUGAUACAACCUACCAGUCGUGGAGAAAUAAUGGUAACGCUGGAGUAUUCUAUGUAUAUGGGGGUGGGAAGAUGGAAACUGCGCAGGUCACAGGAAUAUCGGCAGAAGAUACGGCGGUGACAGCUUACUUAUCUUUUGAAAAUGUCCCAUGUUUUGAGAGAACAGUAUCAACUGUUAUAAAAGUGCUUAUUCAUAGGUUCCUGGUCACUGUUGGCCCCGCCUUCGAUAUCAUUCGACCCGUUCUACGCUCUUUCGGUCACAUACCAAAAUACACUGUUGAAGAGUUAUGGGUCCUUCUUGGAUCAUUAUUGUCAUGUCCUGAUGUUCAAUCCAUCUAUUAUAUAAUUGAUGGAAUUGAUUUGUGCAAUGACAGCAUAACAGAUCAGUUAGAUGCACUGGUGGAGAUGGCCCAUGCCCGAAGUAUAUGCUGCAAAGUGCUUGCCACAAGCCGAACACUCAGCAAUGCAACAUCCGGGAAAACGAAUGCAUUGGAUCUGAAUUCAUUAUUAUUACAGCACGGAAACUUAAAGGAUAUCGUCCGGCGUACAAUGCGACAGUUAAUGACGCAAACACGCGGCCUCACGGAGCUUGAGCAGGUAAUCGUCAAUGAGCUUCGGGGAUCUGCAUCCCUUUCAGAUAUCAACAUUCGACUGCAAGCCUUAUUACACUUCGCCAGGCCACUAAGUGUCUGCUCGAUAGAGGGGAGCCUCCAAAUUCUGCAGAAACCGCUGUCAGAGCUAUAUGCACGGAUGCUGGGCCCGCUGAAUGCUUUAAUGCCAUGGGUGCGCAGGGCUUUGUCUUGGAUGGUGCUUAGUUUCCGGCCGCUUAGCAUACAUGAGCUAGCUAUUGCUGUCUUAAUUCCCGAAAUUCUGGAAGAGCAGGAGUUGCUUCGCCAACUACCUCUUGAUCUUGAGGGCGACUUGACCCGUGCCUUGGGACCGCUGAUUGAAAUUCGCAACGGCCAACCUAUGUUUGCGAGCGAAUCCGUCAGAGAAUAUAUCGGAAGGGAGCUCACAGCAAAGUUGGAGUUCGGUACUGAUGCUCAAGCUUGCGAUCUGUUAUCGCAUGUUGAUUUGACUCGUCAUUGUCUCACAUAUCUGAAACGCUCUUGGGUGACUCAAGCGAGUCCAGCCGACGAAUGUUAUAGUUUCUUGGGACAGAGCGGAAUGGAGUUCAGCGAGUACGCGGCACGAUACUGGCCUUAUCAUUACCGCGCAGAAGAGAAUAGAGGUAAUCUUGCACAUGGCAUAAUAGAUUUUUUCUUUCAGGACAACUGUGGAAUACGUUGGGCAGAGUGGUGGCGGAAUGCGCACUGUCUCGACAGCACAGACUCCUUUGAAUCCACCCCUCUUGCUCUUGCUGCGGAACAUGGCCUAUGCGAGGUCGUUUCCAAACUGAUAUGGCCCACCGAGGACAAGUCUGUUCCUUCACAGGAAAUGACUAAGGCCUUAGAGGUAGCAUUACAAUUCGGUCACCUGGACGUGGCCCGCCAGUUGCUGCUCGACACGACCCCUUCAAAUAAAUCACUUACUCUUGCUACGAGAACAGGGGACACAGAGCUUGUCACUAAUAUACUCCACAAGAUCGAUAUUCCAGAAUCUGUCUGUCUUGAGCCACUUAAAGUAGCAGUCAUACGUGGACAUCUUGAAACAAUUGACGUCUUGCUGCAGCUGCUUCCGGAUUUGCCAUCGACUCUCCAGGAUAACACAUAUUUGUAUCUCGACGCCAUUAGAUCAGGGCAGUUCCAAGUUUUGAAACACUUCCUCAAUGUUGGAGGCGCACGAUUACCAGGGGAAGUUGGCUCAAGCUUGCUUCGCUUGGCUGCCCAGAGAGGCGACAUCGGUGUCAUUCGCUUGCUCCUGGCCGAGGGCUUCAGUGCAGACCAGAAAGAUGAGAAUGGCUGGACAAUCUUACAUCAUUCCGCUGACAAUAGGCGUGCUAACGUUGUUACUGAACUUUUACCGUCGCACGACGCUGAGGCCAAGGAUGUUAAUGGCAUGUCACCGUUGCAUCUUGUCUGCGGAAAUGGAAGCAUCCCGACGUUUAUCGCACUUAUGAAGGCGAAUAACAUUAGCCUCGAAGCACCCAACUUUGACGGAGACCAGCCAAUCCAUUUAGCCGCAGCGGGAGGCCACCUCCAGAUUGUUGUACGUCUUGUGGAAAUGGGAGCAGAUCCAUACACUUCGAAUCGCAAAGGAUUCACGCCGUUACACUUGGCCGCUCAAGCGGGCCACCUGGAGGUCGUUCGGGAACUUAUUCGCCGAGCAGAAGAUCGACUGUCGGUCAGUCGAACAGCUGAAGAAUCUCCACGCAUAGAGUUCCGCGAGGAUAUAAGUGAGCAUAACGGAGAGUCAGCGGCAGCUGGAGACAGUCUGGAUGCCCGCAAGAGUGACAGUAGCAGCGGUAGUGACAGUGAAGAAGAGGAGGAAGGGGAGGAAGAGGAAAGUAGUGAUGGAGAUGCCGAGGAAACAGGAAAUCAAAUUUAUGCGCACGAACCAACCCCUUUGCAUUCGGCAGCUUUGAGAGGUUAUGAUGACGUUGUAAGGGAGCUCCUCGAGGCGCACGCUGAUCCUAAUUAUGGGAACCAACAUGGAAAAACGCCCCUGCACCUGGCAGUUCAAGAUGGUCAAACGGCUGUUGUAAAGGCGCUGCUUGAUGGAGGCGCCAACCCGAGUCUGUGCGAUAUGGAUGGACGUCUGCCAAUACAUCUUGCUUCUGAAGUCGGGAACAUUUUCAUUUUCCGGGCCCUUCAGCAAGUCGUGUCUUACGUGGAAGCGGUCGAUGACCGAGGUAGGACCCCGUUGCAUAUUUGUGCCCGGCAUGCAUAUGAGGAACUGGUCCAAGUACUGCUCAAUCAAGGAGCCGAUCCCAACGCUAGCAAUUCUGAAGAACAAAGCCCCUUGUACUGCGCGAUUCAAAGUGGCAACCCACAGGUAUUCAAGAUAUUGUUAGAUGCUGGUGCCAAAAUCAAUGGUGCAAGUAAAAGCCAGGCUGCGCUGAUUUAUAAAGCGGUACGUGCUGGGCAAGACAAGGAUGUUAUCCGGCUACUGAUGGAGGCUGGCUGCAACCCACUGGCGAAGGUUUCGGGUUUGAUGACAUCGUUGGAACUGGCUCUUAUAAGAAAUGAUCGGGCAAUGGUGUUGCAACUCUUGGAGCGUGUCGGACCAAAUACCCCGUCACUGGCGGAAUACUCAGAGGGACUUUUUUGGCUCGCCUAUGAAGGCUGCAUUGAGGGAGUCAGAAAGGUUCUGAAAGAAGCAGGCGAUGGCACACUAGAGGGUAAGACCUUUGGAAUGGCAGCUUUGCACAUAGCAGCAAGAAGCGGGCGUGAGGAGGUAUUGCAAUUUCUCUUGGAACGAGGCUCGAAUCCGAAUGCACGAUCAUCCGAUAAUAAGACGCCUUUAAUAUAUGCAUGCACGCGAGGUGAACAAGUUGGAGUUGUCAAGAGGCUGUUGGAUGCAGGCGCGAACCCUGAUCUCGUGUCUGAUAGGGGCUUCAGCGCCCUCCAUUGUGCAAUAGAGUCAAAGAGCGACGACCUAGUGCAACUUCUACUCAAGCAGGGGACGCCCUUGCCCAGUGCUACAGAGACCGGUGUUACAAUCCUGGGUUCUGCUGUCCAACAUAGAAUGUCCUCUGUGGUUGAGCUUCUUUUGCAACGUGGGGCUAACCCGUUCGAGAUUCAUCGUGGCAAGACAGUCAUCGAGUGGGCUAUUAUGGAUGACAAUCCGGCCUACUUAAACCAUAUGGUCCAUUACGGAAUUGGCAUGGUUGAUGCUGAGAGCAGAUUCACACCAUUGCAUCUUGCGGCAAUGAUAGGCAAUUUGGAACUCAUUGAGAAGCAUUCAUCUAGUCUCGGGGCCAAAGAUACGGUUUACGAACGGACCGCGCUGCAUUGGGUUGCAAAUAAAGGUGAAUCGGAUGCGCUGAAAUACUUGAUUUACUUGGGUGAGGAAGUGUCAGUUCAGGAUAAGCAGGGAAUGACGGCCCUGCAUUUAGCAGCGUCUCGUGGAAAGGGAGAUAUGGUGGAAGCCUUGCUUCAAAAGGAUGACCGAUGCAUAACCUUAAAGGAUAUUCACGGUUGGGCUCCUAUGCACUUUGCCAAAGCAUAUGGAAGGACCGAGGCUGUCUCCGUUCUUUCUAGUAUUUCUCCAUCAGGAGUACAAGAAAUGCCAAGUUGCUACCCCCCAAGCCGCUGGGUUGGUGAAGAAGAGAGGCCUACAAAAAACUUGCUAGCUGAGGGAGGCCUUAAGGUUAUCACUGGAGGAAUCGACAACGAUUGGACCAGGAUACAAAUUCGCCCUAACCAUCCAAUGCCCCUCGAAAAACAUGUAUAUUACUAUGAGGUGGCAAUUAUCAAUGCUGCAACAUUCAGGAUUCUGGGCCUCGGAUUCUGCGAGGAAAACGCUGAGAAGGAGGGGAUGCCUGGCUGGCGGAAUCAUUCGUGGGGUUAUCACGCCGAUGAUGGAUUACUCUACGCGGAAAGCGGGAGAGGGAAAGAGUAUGGACCAACAUAUAGGGAUGGAGAUGUAGUGGGAUGUGGUGUGGAUUUUGACGCACAAUGUGCGUUUUUCACCUGUAACGGAAAGAUCCUCGGCACGUUCCCUUGUAAAUUGCAGGGUAUCUACUACCCUGUGUUGGGCUAUGGCGAGAACGGGAUUGAGAUCACUACGAACUUUGGCCCUGGUGGAUUUCGCUUCGAAGGGGUGGACAGUUACUGCUGGCGGAAAGAGAUUGAACCACAAGAUGAAUGA